Messenger RNA from Annulohypoxylon truncatum, 955 nucleotides. RefSeq lists its product as uncharacterized. The transcript has a single exon. Bases 98 to 910 code for a protein of 270 amino acids. Lineage: Eukaryota; Fungi; Ascomycota; Sordariomycetes; Xylariales; Hypoxylaceae. The record is from RefSeq and is a predicted model, not a curated record.
AGUUGUACCAUCUUUUGCACACACGAACAUAUACCCACGAACACGUUCAUCAAUCUGAUUUCUCGCAACGGCGCCAAAUCAUUUCAAUCAUGUUACUAUGAAUCCAUUUACGCGCUUCGAAUGGGGUCCUAAGGGAAUAAACCCGGACCAACAGGAAGUUGACGAACUGAUCGAGAACCCGAACCACGACUUCCGACAAGCGUUCCACCGACCAUAUCGUUGGAACACGAACAACAUCAACGAACCGCGAACCCUCAUCAAGGAUAACGCGUACGGAAUCGAUGAGCAAGAUUUCCUUGAAGAUGUUCAGGAUCCUCAGAAAUAUUACGAGACAUUGUUGUCAUUCACACCUAUUCGCCCUUGGUUCGAUGCAGAAAAAGUUGUUAGCAUUCUCUCCCGUGUCGCAAUUAACCAGAAAACAUCCAACUCUUACAUUCACCGAUUGAUCACAAAGGAACUGACUGAUGUGAUGGAAUUCGGUCAACGUUACGAAUGGAACGCGGACAACGUACCCGAGGACAAGAGACCACGAUUGCCUGACGUGAACGGACUCGAAGCUCUGCGUAUAUUGGGAGACGCCAAACUGGGUUUUGGUACCAUGACCAGAAAGGUGGAAAAACAAUUGUUGGCAUGUGGUUUGGUAUGGCUGUUGCAACCACCACAGGAGCGACGGAAGCCAACGUUCUGGCAAAAGAUCUUCGAUUCGACUACUGCACAGCCAGGACAACUGCUAUACGAUGAGGAGCUAGAAUGGAGAUUGUUCGGCGUGGAACAGGAUGUCGGUGCUCUCGUCGAGGCAGUGGAGAGAACUAAUAAAAACUUGGAGGAUGUCAGCAAGAAGAUGGAUCAACUCCUAUCUCCCAAACAUGAACAAACCACCCCGAAGAGACGCCAGUUCCGGCCAGAGUAAGCAACGAGGACGUUGCUAUCUUUUUUCAAAAGGGGGCAGAUGUUG